UUCUAACUGAUAAGUUGUAUGAUAUCCUGUCUCACUCUCACUUAUAAGUUAUAGAGCCUAAGUUUUUAUUUUAUCAGUCGUCCGAUAGGCGUUUUGUUUAUUAAUUUUCGUAGUUGCGGCUAACAGAAAAAACCUGUGAUUAGAAUUAAAUUACGAAUGUUAAAAAUUCAAAAUUUCGGCAACGGCAAACAUUAAAUUUUGCUGAUUUGGUGUUUCUUAAUAAAUAAUUUUUUGUAUUGCUUGUUGAACAUUUCAGGAGUAAAUGGCUUCGUUUAACCCGACAACAGCCAUAGAUGAUAGCAAACCUAAUGGCAAAAGAAAAUGGAAUGAAACGCACACAGAUAUUGACAAUGCUAAAGAAGAUGAAGACGAUACUAAUAAUUCAGAGAUGGAGCAAGGGUAUCAAGAACUUUGCAAAACGCAACCAACUAUUCUAGUUGAACAUUUCGAACCAAUGAAACCACUUGAAGAAGACGAACUAAUGGAAGCAUCAUUAACAACAGAUCGAAAACAAGUAAUAGUUGGUAUUUGUGCAAUGAAAAAAAAAAGUUUUUCAAAACCAAUGAAAGAAAUUCUCAACAGACUUGCUGAAUUCGAGUACCUCAAAAUGAUUGUAUUUGAAGAAGAGCUACUUUUAAAACCUAUCGAAGAAUGGCCUAUUUGUGAUUGUCUUAUUUCUUUCCAUUCUAAAGGUUUUCCAUUAGAAAAAGCUAUUAGGUAUGCUGAGCUGAGAAAUCCUCUAGUUAUUAAUCAUCUACCUACUCAAUUUGCUUUACAAGAUAGAAGACAAGUUUAUUCAAUUUUGGAGUCUGAAGGAAUUUUAAUUCCUAGAUAUGCUGUUUUAGAUAGAGAAUCACAGGAUCCUAAUUUGCAUGAGCUCAUUGAAUCAGAAGAUCAUGUUGAAAUAAAUGGAGUAGUGUUUAACAAACCAUUUGUCGAAAAACCAGUAUCAGCUGAGGAUCAUAAUAUUUAUAUUUACUAUCCCACUUCAGCAGGAGGAGGUAGUCAACGAUUAUUUCGAAAAAUAGGCAGUCGUAGUAGUGUGUAUUCACCUGAAUCUAGAGUUCGAAAGACCGGUUCCUUUAUUUAUGAAGAUUUUAUGCCAACUGAUGGUACUGAUGUUAAAGUUUAUACAGUAGGGCCUGAUUAUGCACAUGCAGAAGCUCGAAAGUCGCCAGCUUUAGAUGGUAAAGUUGAAAGAGACGCUGAAGGUAAAGAAAUUAGGUAUCCUAUUAUUCUUAGCAAUUCAGAAAAAAUGAUAUCUCGUAAAGUAUGUCUUGCAUUUAAGCAAACAGUUUGUGGUUUUGAUUUACUGCGAGCAAAUGGAAAGUCAUUCGUUUGUGAUGUUAAUGGUUUCAGUUUUGUAAAGAAUUCAAAUAAAUACUAUGACGAUUGUGCUAAAAUAUUAGGCAAUAUGAUUCUAAGAGAACUUGCACCAACUCUUCACAUUCCAUGGUCAGUUCCUUUCCAGUUAGAUGAUCCACCCAUAGUGCCAACAACUGUAGGUAAGAUGAUGGAGCUCCGAUGUGUAGUAGCUGUAAUCAGACACGGCGAUCGAACGCCCAAACAGAAAAUGAAGGUUGAAGUAAGACAUUCCAAGUUUUUUGACGUUUUUGAAAGGUAUGGAGGUAAAACUAAGGGAGAAGUUAAACUCAAACAUCCUAAACAAUUACAAGAAGUAUUAGACAUUGCUAGAGCAUUAUUAGAAGAGAUAGAACAAAACGCAGCCAAUCAAGAAUUAGAAGAAAAAAAAAGAAAAUUAGAACAAUUAAAAAGCGUUUUAGAAAUGUAUGGUCACUUUUCUGGAAUUAAUCGAAAAGUACAAAUGAAAUAUCAACCGCACGGACGACCCAGAAAAGAACAGUCUGUAGAUUUCAAACAAGAUCCCUCUUUAGUAUUAAUACUGAAAUGGGGAGGUGAAUUAACUCCAGCUGGACGCGUGCAAGCUGAAAAGCUUGGUCAGAUUUUUAGAUGCAUGUAUCCUGGAGGGCAGGGUAGAAAUUCUGACACUCAGGGGCUAGGUUUGUUAAGAUUACAUUCAACGUUUAGACACGAUUUAAAAAUAUAUGCCAGCGAUGAAGGUAGAGUACAAAUGACAGCAGCGGCGUUUGCAAAAGGGCUACUAGCACUUGAAGGUGAAUUAACACCUAUUUUAGUUCAGAUGGUUAAGAGCGCUAAUACUAAUGGAUUGCUUGACAACGAUCACGAUUCCAGUGAGCAACAAAAUAUGACAAAAGAACAGCUUCAUCGUUUGAUGCAAAAUGACCGUGAAUUUACUGCGGAAGAUCGUUCCAUGAUAAAUCCGUGUCAUGCUAUUAGUAUCGAUGAAGCAAUAGACUACGUAAAAAAUCCUGUACAAUGCUGUGAAAUUGUACAAGAGCUGAUUCAAAAGCUGGUAGCUGUAGUAGAAUCUAAAAAGGACGAUCCUAAGAAAGCAGACACAGUAUUAUACCAUGGUGAGACAUGGGAACUUAUGGGCCAACGGUGGUCAAAAAUCGAAAAAGAUUUUUACACGAAAAACAAAAAAUUUGAUAUUUCAAAAAUACCAGAUAUAUAUGAUUGCAUCAAAUAUGACUUGCAACACAAUCAGAGAACGUUACAAUUUGAAGAAGCUGAGGAAUUAUAUACUUAUGCUAAAUAUCUGGCCGAUAUUGUUAUUCCUCAGGAGUAUGGUCUUGAUGUCACUGAAAAAGUGACCAUUAGUCAGGGAAUAUGUACACCGUUGUUACGCAAACUUAAAUCAGAUUUACAACGCAAUGUCGAGGAACCAUGUGAAGAGGCCGAAGAUGACGAAACUGUCAACCGAUUGAAUCCUACAUACUCGUACGGAGUUCUAAGUCCCAGACGGCACGUUAGAUCUCGGCUAUACUUCACCAGUGAAAGUCAUAUUCACUCACUUCUGUCAAUACUUCGAUUUGGCGGCCUCCUCGACGUCAAUAACGAUGAACAAUGGCGCCGUGCCAUGGAAUACGUUAGUAUCGUAUCAGAACUUAAUUAUAUGACUCAGAUUGUAAUUAUGUUGUAUGAAGAUCCUACUAAAGACGUAACGUCCGAAGAACGAUUUCACGUUGAAUUGCAUUUCAGUCCAGGUGUAAAUUGCUGUGUACGCAAAAAUCUACCACCUGGACCUGGAUUUCGACCUCAAACAGGUGGUAAUUUCAAAGCAAAACAAAAAGAUUACGAAGAAGAUGAUUCUCUAGACGAAGAUGAGGGUCAUAGUAGGUUUUCAGUGACUGAACCGCAAAAUGAAGAAGAAGAUCAUAGUCGGUUUUCUAUUACUGAAGAUGAAAAUAAAAAAGAUACUCCAGAACAGCAAAUAUUUUCGGAAGAUGACACAUGUGACGGACCCCCAAAGUUUAAAUUUUGUCAGCCACAAAAUGCCACUGCAAAACGACAUAGUUACUUCUCGCACCUUUUUUCUGCUUCACCGCCAACUAGUAGCUUAUUCAGUACAGCCGUUAUUAGUGGCUCGUCUAGUACCUCAGACUUGCAUGAUCUAAUGACUGGGCCGUCCAGUUACGCUGGUUCUAUUAUUGGCUGUGAUGGUGUACCACCAAUUAGACCUUUAGAAACAUUACAUAAUUCGCUGUCACUUAAUCAAGUAAUCACUUUCUUUGAUAAUGUGAUCAAUCAACAAACAGACCCUUCGGGCCAGCCCCCAGACGACCAAUCACUCCUCGAUUGAUUAAGGGCUCAUUCUCUU
Daktulosphaira vitifoliae (grape phylloxera) is the source of this 3703-nucleotide messenger RNA. RefSeq names its product U4/U6.U5 tri-snRNP-associated protein 2-like. Gene Ontology annotation, molecular function: cysteine-type deubiquitinase activity; zinc ion binding; inositol hexakisphosphate kinase activity. The transcript is spliced from 2 exons. Gene Ontology annotation, biological process: inositol phosphate biosynthetic process; inositol metabolic process; mRNA processing. Gene Ontology annotation, cellular component: cytosol. The coding region runs from base 263 to 3685 and encodes 1140 amino acids. NCBI's taxonomy places the organism in Eukaryota, Metazoa, Arthropoda, Insecta, Hemiptera, Phylloxeridae. The record is from RefSeq and is a predicted model, not a curated record.